Molecule: messenger RNA, 837 nt
Organism: Ylistrum balloti
Lineage: Eukaryota; Metazoa; Mollusca; Bivalvia; Pectinida; Pectinidae
Exons: 2
Coding region: 1-465 (154 amino acids)
Source: RefSeq, a predicted model, not a curated record
AUGGCCGCAAUACUAUGGAGAAGAACAGUUUUCAGCAUUUUAAAAUCCGCAAAUCCUAUAUGUCGUUCUCUAAAUUGUCACAAGCUGCUGGUAGAUGAUUUGAAGUCUUCCUGUUGUACUUUACCUUUAAAUAAUUAUGUGUUUAAUCGCCCUAUUUAUUUAACACGUGUACACCUCAGCAGUGUUAGUGACGAAACGGUUAAGAAAAUGAUGGAAGCACUAACAGACAAAUUUACGGAGGCACGAGAACUUAUGCAAGACGCGCGAGAAAGCCAAGGCACUGUUUACUUUUCGGAUGACAUGUCUGAAGCACAAGAAGCUGUGAAAGACACACUAGAGGAGUACAACUCGCUUCUCAGUAAGCUAAAUGACACACAGAAACAAAACGUUGUUAGGACUAUUGGACUGCGAAUGGAAGAGCUCAAAGCUCAACAGUCUGCAUUGGAGGAGAGUCUGAAGGAUUAAGUGUGAUGGGCUGUAUGGAAACUUAAUGACAACCAGCUGUGCCAGAUAGUACAAAAGAAAUAUCAGACAAGAGCUAACCUUGAUCGAUUGUGUGUGAGGAGAACCUGGCAACAUCUUAGUGUUCUAGGUAUUAGUAAAGAAUAAAAAGGACUUUGUCUGAAUUUGUCUAUGGCUACUGUGGACAUAGUUCGUGGUUAAAUUCCUUUACAACAUAUACCUACUGCUUGUUUAAGAAUGCCAUUUUGAUAUUUUCGAAAAGAGAUAUUGCUUUUUAUUACACAUUUUUGUUUUUUGAGACAUCUGCAGUACACUUUAUGUUCUUGAUGUGAAAGACUACCCUUUUUUGUAUAUGUAUAUUGAAAUAAAGCUAAU